AUGAAGUCUGCUGUGAAUACAAUAUUAUUUGAUGUCUCCAAAAAUGAAUUAUUCAAAAUAAAUGAAAACUACAAAAUGCUGCAUCGGAAACUAAAGUCUACAUGGAAAGUUAUGAUCAAUCGCGAAGAGCUCUCCCCAAACAUACUACAAGACAUCAAGAUCCUGGUGGUACCAGGGCCACAGAAUGUGUUCAAUGACGAAGAGUUAGCAGCGCUGAAAGGAAUGGUCGAAAGGGGAGACUCGGUUCUUGUACUUAUGACAGAUGGAGGGGAGGAGAGGAUGAACACGAAUAUAAAUUUCUUUCUCGAAGAGUUUGGCAUUGUUGUGAAUAAUGAUUGUGUAAUCCGCGCGAUGUACCACAAGACAUACCACCCGAAGGAAUGUCACGUAUCGAACGGUAUACUCAAUAGAGCGGUCACCAAGUUCCUCAUGAAGAUGCCUAACUACUCCAGCGAGGGGGAUGACUUUCUUGAAGACCCAGCCACACCAAACUUCAUCUACCCAUACGGUGCAACGUUGACCGUUAAAAAGCCAGCAGCGGCCAUCUUGUCGAGCAGCGACGUGUGCUACCCGGUCAAACGGCCUGUAGCUGCAUUGUAUAGCUCUGAAAAAACUGGAGGCAAACUCUUCGUCUUGGGCUCGGGACACUUCUUCGCGGAUCAGUAUCUGGACUUAGAGUGCAACGAUCUAAUCAGGGAGAUGAUAUUCGACCUCCUCGGUGGUGCGGUUGAUCUGCAUCUGAACCCUGUUGAUGUGGAUGAUCCAGAUGUGAACGAGUAUAGAACCCUGGGGGACACCCUAUGGCUCUCCACACUAUUACUACCGGAGCCAGCAAGCACUCCCCCGCCCCGCCUCGCGCCGCUACAUCCGCACGCGCUGUUCACUUGGAGACUGUUCUCGUUAAAUUUGUCGCAUUUACCAGAGGUGCUAGGGCUGUAUGAAGAAGUAGGAGUCAAACAUGAGCCGCUUCGUCUGAUAGCGCCGCAGUUUGAAACACCGUUUCCACCUCUGCAGCUUGCAGUAUUUGCACCAACAUUCCGAGAGCCCCCACCACCGCCUUUAGAACUGUUCGAUUUAGACGAAGCAUUCAGUACAGAAAAGUCACAACUCGCCAGACUGACCAAUAAAUGUUUACAACCUAGCAAUGCACGGAUGGGACAAGGAGAUGGUCAACUAGAAAACGAGUUGGAAUACUACAUAAGAGAGUGUGGUCGAGCGGUCCGUCUAAACAAGUCGCAGAACCAAGCUGCGAAGCAACUAUUGCAUCAGCUUGCAGUACAACUAGCUACGUUUAAGAAGAUUGCUCCUAGAGACUAGAUUGGUUAAGGAUUUAAUAAACUUGUUACGAAAU
This is a messenger RNA of Colias croceus (clouded yellow), 1351 nucleotides long. RefSeq names its product intraflagellar transport protein 52 homolog (gene IFT52). The transcript is spliced from 9 exons. The record is from RefSeq and is a predicted model, not a curated record. Lineage: Eukaryota; Metazoa; Arthropoda; Insecta; Lepidoptera; Pieridae. Gene Ontology annotation, cellular component: centriole; intraciliary transport particle B; cilium. The coding region runs from base 1 to 1317 and encodes 438 amino acids. Gene Ontology annotation, biological process: intraciliary transport; cilium assembly.